UUGUCAUUGAUAAAGGCAAUGCUCUUCUGAUCUUUUGAUCACAGUAUUUAGAAGUGCCGCGGUAUCAAAAUGGUGAAGGUGUGGUAUAUGGAUAAUAAAGAAAAUGACCAACGUUUGGAGCAUCAUAAAAGCCCACCCGAAUAUUUGUCACUAGAAGAUCUUCACCAGAAAACAGGCGUAGAACACUUCACUAUAAAUGCCGACAGUUAUGAAGACGAUGAAUUGUUGACUGCUAUUCGUAAAGAUCGGAAUUACUCAUACGAAGAUGAGAUAACUUGCUCUAAAUCGUGUUUACCAGACUUUGAAAAUAAGCUGAAGUCGUUCUACACCGAGCAUUUACAUACGGAUGAAGAAAUUCGACUGGUUUUGGAUGGAUCAGGAUAUUUUGAUGUCAGAGAUGCAAAAGAUGAUUGGAUUCGAAUAGCUGUUAGUAAGGGAGACUUAAUAAUUAUACCAGCCGGCAUAUAUCAUCGAUUUACCUUGGACAUAGAGGGUAAUGAUGGAGAUUUAUGCCACGAACUAUUUAGGCGUUUAUGACGCUAGGUGCUGUUAUGCACUUUCCGGAAGCGAUGUAAUGGUGUGCUUGACUCAGGUAGUGAGUGAACAAAGGAAGUAACAAGAUCUCAAUGUCUUCACUGCUCGGGAAAUAAUAAUUACGUUUCAGUAGAUGCAUCAGUCUUCCAACUUUCUGGGGUAUUUGAAGAGUAGUCAGCGACAGAUUGAAGACCUUGGUUAGGUAACUUACCACCGUCAAACCUAGAUUCUAUAACAUCAACAUGUUAAUUCUUUCUGAUUCGAAGAUUACCAUAGGUCGAGAAGUUAUGAUAUUUAUCAGACCACCCCUAAUGAUGAUAAUAUUAAGCGAUCUUUUACAGUUGCUCAUUAUUCUGUAGUACACCUAUGUUUCGGCGAUAUCUUGUUGGGCAACAUGGAAUCGGGGGGAUGUAUAUAUUGAAUAUAUUCGAUAUAGCUUUUGAUGAGACGAUAUUGCACUGUGCUCUAUUACAGCUACGCCUCCGCCAUUAUCCCGCUCGCGAUCCUUACGUAUAACGUUGAAACCUGCCAAAAAUCGAAUGAAAUCGCGGGGACGGUUGUUGCACUGUGGUAUUGCUUGGCGACGCUUCUUACGGGGACAAACCCCUGAAGCACUAUACAACUAAGACAACCUAACUCAAAGUCUUAAUGUCUGAGUAGAUCUUAGUAUGGCUCCAUAUAUUGCAUGUAUUGCCGCUAACAGAAGUGGAGUUAGGAUGGAGUCUUUUAGCGCAAAUGCAACAAAAAAUUUCUUGGAGACAGAGUUGGAUUCAAUGCCAGCACGGAUCGGGAGGAUGCAGGUAUUGCAAAAUCAACGGUUAUGUUUUAAGCCGAACAAAGUAAGGCCACCUUUCAGAAAAGAGUUAUAAGCAAAAUAUAAUAUUAAAAUGUGGGUAUUUGUGUUGUGCAUUUUGAGGUAUCAUCUUUCUUUU
Bactrocera latifrons is the source of this 1466-nucleotide messenger RNA. RefSeq names its product 1,2-dihydroxy-3-keto-5-methylthiopentene dioxygenase (gene Adi1). The record is from RefSeq and is a predicted model, not a curated record. The transcript has 5 exons. NCBI's taxonomy places the organism in Eukaryota, Metazoa, Arthropoda, Insecta, Diptera, Tephritidae. Gene Ontology annotation, molecular function: acireductone dioxygenase [iron(II)-requiring] activity. The coding region runs from base 70 to 537 and encodes 155 amino acids.